Antrostomus carolinensis (chuck-will's-widow) is the source of this 1179-nucleotide messenger RNA. RefSeq names its product telomeric repeat binding factor 2 (gene TERF2). The annotation marks the transcript as partial. The transcript has 6 exons. The record is from RefSeq and is a predicted model, not a curated record. Gene Ontology annotation, biological process: negative regulation of telomeric D-loop disassembly; protection from non-homologous end joining at telomere; regulation of telomere maintenance via telomerase. Gene Ontology annotation, molecular function: telomerase activity; double-stranded telomeric DNA binding; G-rich strand telomeric DNA binding. Lineage: Eukaryota; Metazoa; Chordata; Aves; Caprimulgiformes; Caprimulgidae. Gene Ontology annotation, cellular component: chromosome, telomeric region; nucleus; shelterin complex.
AUCCGGGAGAAGAAUGACUCUCACCCCGUGGUCAAAAACUUCUCUUACAAGAACUUCCAGCAGAGUGUGUUCCAGUUCCUGAAGAGCUACGUGGACAGCUCGGAGCCGCUGCUGCUCACGAUAAUGAAAAAGACUUUGAAUUCAGAACAUUCCAGAGAACCAAAAUGCCCAUCGGUGACUCCUGAGUCUGCAGAUACACCAAAGGACCAGGCAGCAGCUCCAGAGCUCUCGGGAAGGGCAGAGGACCCAGCAGGAGCUCCAGAGCCUGCAGAGAUGGAACAAGACCUGGAGGCAGCUCCCAACCCUGCAGACAGGGCAGAUGACCCAGCAGCAGCUCCUGAGCCUAUGGAAGGAGCUCCUGACCCAGCAGCGACCCCUGAACACCUCACAGCAGCCGUUAAUAACUUGGAAGAUGCUUCAGAGCCUAUGGAAAUAUCUAAAGAACCAGCAGCAGCUCCAGAACUUCCAGGAGUGUCCUGCAGGGCCUCAGAAGGGCAGCCCCCUGGAACUGUCACCACCUACGGGAUUUCUGUGCUGAGAGAAGCUUUCAAGAUCCUGUCCAACUCCCAGGACUCUGAUGCACUCUUCACCAAACUGGAUGAAACAGACUUUUCUUUCCCCAAGCAACUGUCUCCUUCUGUAUCCCACAGAACCAAGAGACGGAAAGAAGAGGAGGAUCACGAUUCUGAGAUCUCAGACCCUCCUGAAAUACCCCAUAAGGGCAAACGCUUGGUGACCAUAAGCAAACUGGUCAUGGAGCAAGACACCCAGUUCAGCGAGUUGAAUGAGAGCCCAGACUCUUCCCAGGAGCCCGUUGUAUCUUCUGCUUCCAGACCUGGUCAGAAAUUGCAGGAGCAGCCUGUGCCCGCUCCGAGUGCCAAGUCCUUCCAGGGAAGGUGGAACAGCUCCUACGGCGAGGAAGAAAAGGACAGUUGGAGUGAGGAGGAUGAGCUCUUCUCGGAUGCAGCGUCACUGGGGACCAACAGCCACAACACGACCAUCUUCGGUUCCAAGAAACAGAAAUGGACGAUACAGGAGAGCGAGUGGAUCAAGGAGGGUGUGAAGAAGUUUGGAGAAGGGAGAUGGAAGGCCAUUUGCCAGAAAUACCCCUUCCAGAACCGCACCUCGGUGAUGAUCAAGGAUCGCUGGCGGACCAUGAAGAAGCUGGGAAUCCUCUGA